GCAGCAGGGGAGUGAGUGAGGCGUAGUUCAUCGAAGUUGGCUGUACUGUCUCGACUUAGGACCUCUUUUUAACCCUCUCCAUUCUAUACUGAACCGAAUGGGGCGCGGAAGCAUAGUGACUGUUGAAUGUGUAGCGCUGAAUCGUGUCAAAGUGUAAAUUUGUCUCACUGCAUUGCAGCCACUAGAGCUGCUGUGGAAUCAAAGAGCUCCACAAUGGCGACUCCCAGUCACAGCACCAACUCACCAACUUCAUGCAAUAGGAGCAUUAGCGCUGUGGGAUCCGUGCUGCACCAUCCGCAACUGCAGACGCAACACUUAACGAAAGUGAGCAACAUGCAGGAUUCCAACACGUGCUGGAGGUGUCAAAAUGAAACAGGAUUUCAAAUAAAUCUGUCUGGAGUAACCCAAAGUAAACGCAAAGCACUUAAGUUAAACUUUGCUAAUUCACCAGUCAAACCAACCGCAAGGCUCCCCAUCGCGACGGCUAACCCUCCUUUCCAGAAUCCACACAUACAGAGGCUGCGGACACACAGUAUUGAGUCGUCAGGGAAACUGAAGAUUUCUCCAGAGCAGCAUUGUGACUUCACGGCUGAGGACCUGAAGGAUCUGGGGGAGAUCGGAAGGGGAGCGUACGGCUCGGUUAACAACAUGGUGCAUAAACCUAGUGGUCAGAUCAUGGCUGUCAAGAGGAUUCGCUCCACUGUUGAUGAGAAGGAACAGAAACAGCUUCUCAUGGAUUUAGAUGUAGUGAUGAGGAGUAGCGACUGCCCAUAUAUUGUCCAGUUCUACGGAGCACUCUUCAGAGAGGGUGACUGUUGGAUAUGUAUGGAACUUAUGUCUACCUCCCUCGAUAAAUUCUACAAAUAUGUAUAUUGUGCAUUAGAUGAUGUCAUUCCAGAGGAAAUAUUAGGCAAAAUUACAUUAGCAACUGUGAAAGCACUGAAUCACUUGAAAGAAAACUUGAAAAUAAUCCACAGAGACAUCAAACCAUCCAACAUUCUUCUGGAUAGAAAUGGCAACAUCAAGCUCUGUGAUUUUGGUAUCAGUGGACAGCUGGUUGAUUCAAUUGCCAAGACCAGAGAUGCAGGAUGCAGACCUUAUAUGGCUCCUGAACGAAUAGACCCCAGUGCCUCUCGACAAGGCUAUGAUGUCCGCUCAGAUGUUUGGAGUUUGGGAAUAACAUUGUAUGAGCUUGCCACGGGACGUUUUCCUUACCCUAAAUGGAACAGUGUGUUUGAUCAGCUGACACAGGUGGUGAAAGGAGACCCACCUCAGCUCUGCAACUCAGAGGAGAGACAGUUUUCUCCCAAAUUUAUCCAGUUUGUCAAUCUUUGCCUUACAAAGGAUGAGUCAAAAAGGCCAAAGUACAGAGAACUGCUGAAGCACCCAUUUAUCCUGAUGUAUGAAGAGCGAGUUGUGGACGUUGCCAGUUAUGUAUGUAAAAUUCUAGAUCAAAUGCCCACCUCCCCUAGCUCUCCCAUGUAUGUUGACUGAUGGUAACCGGUCUGUUGGGUAAGAGGAUGGCCUGGCAAUCAUUUGGUGUACAUACAGCGUCUCGCAAAACGUUUAGACCCUUUACCAAUUCCCAUUUUACUGAAUUGCAAACACUACUUUGAAAUUUUGAUCUCUGUCUUCAAAAAACUGAAAUUCAGAAUGAAUUAUUUUAAAAGUGACAUUGGCUUCUUUGUGCAGAAUUUGAAUCCUUUUAGAACUUAGUAUUUCAUUUUGAGUUUAAGUGCUUAGAAAAAAAAUAUCACUAAGACCAAAACAAUAAUGUAAUGCAGGGUUUGUAAUUUUGUUAAAUGAGACAAAUAGUUAAGGGUCUAAGUAUUCCCUCUAGGCACCAUAAUUGUACUAUCACAUAUGUACAAACACAUUAUUGUGUUUAAAGAGAAAUACUCAACAAUAAUUCUAAAAUGUUUUGUGCAAUAAAGAUUAGUAAAGGCUCUCAUUUAAAAGCCAUUUACAUUGUGGAGUUUAAACAGGAGUUAUCUAGCUUCAAAGUUCAGCAAAACAGCCUUUCUUAAUUCUUUAUAUGAUGCUACAUUUUGUGUUUGUGAAAUCGUUUGGGAAUAUUAAUGAACAAAACUUGAAUUUGCUCAUUUAGGAUCAUCAGAUCAAGCUUUGUCUGUUAGUUGAUCAUGGGUAUGAUUACCAAAAUGACAUCAUUAUGAAACAAUCUUCUGCGUUUGGUGUUUUGCUUCAUAUGUGUACAGAUAAUCAGCAAAAUAACACCAUGCACACAAACACAUUUUACAUCAUUGUCACCCUUUCUCUAUUUAAUGAAUCAGUAUGCAAAGGUAUUGUUCUGCGUUGAUGAAAUGUGUUAAUUAGCUUUACUUGUGCAAUAUGCAAUAUUAUGUCAUAAAGAUCCAAAUGGUUUUCACUAUAUCAAAGUUUGCUUAGUUAGAUUUACAGGGCACUUAUCCACUGUAAAUGUAUAUUUAUACAGGCGUUUUCUCAGUAACAUUGAGGAAUCUGCUUUAUUCACACAUUUUUUAAGAUGCUCGUCCUCUCCACAGACUGCCCGUUUUCCUGAAGUCACAUUUUGGCUUGACAAUUUUGUUUGCUUGGAUAGAAUGUGUCUGGGGCCCUCAAAUGAUAAUUCAUUGACGGGUCACUUAUUUUUAAAGAUGUACAGUGGUUAUCAAAUCAUUUGUGGUAAAUGGCUUGAUUGCACAUUAAUAUGGCACCUGAUAGUGUUGAAAGUUUUAUUGAGAGUUUCAUAUUUUUAAAAAGUAUCAGAAUGGAAAAAAACUAAAGAAUUGCCACAUCAUGUUAGCUCACUAAUAUAUGACAUUUACUCGUCAAUAGUCCUUGUGUUUAUUUUUAAAAGAUCAACUUUCCAGUUUCACAGUCGUAAGAAAAACCUCUUAAAUGAUAUCAAAGAAUUAAUAGUGUGCAAAUUGCAAUAUCAGAAUAUUUAGUAACGUGGUAUAAUAAUUUUUUUUGGGCAAUGUGUAUUAUUAUAUUGUAUCAAGAGUGGAAAAUAUGUACAGAAAAGUUAUCACUGUGAAAAUAUUUUAAGUGUAUGGUGAGAACAGUAAACCGUAACAAUUGUAACAAGGAAAUGUGCAGGGAUAAUGGCAUAUAUGUUCAGGUUGAGAUAUAUUAACCUUUGACUGCUUCGGGCUCUUUGUCUUAUACACGUCACAUUUAAUGAGGACAUCUAAGAAACCAAGUUCACAUUAUUAAUAUUAUGAUCCAAGUAUUUGCCUGCAGGUCAGUUGUUACAUAAUUUGGAUGUAGCUGUGACCUUAUUGUCAUACUGCUCUGUUUGAUUUGAACACACAUAUGGGCUAAAUGCUAGAAUAAAACCAAGUAAUCAGUUAUUCUUUGUGUGUGCGUGUAUAUUUAUAGUAUAUACCUACACUCAAUAAUUAGCAAGAUUACAUAACCCUCAAAAAA
Xyrauchen texanus (razorback sucker) is the source of this 3408-nucleotide messenger RNA. It is a transcript of the gene map2k4b, whose product is annotated as mitogen-activated protein kinase kinase 4b. The record is from RefSeq and is a predicted model, not a curated record. Gene Ontology annotation, molecular function: JUN kinase kinase activity; ATP binding. Gene Ontology annotation, biological process: MAPK cascade; protein phosphorylation. NCBI's taxonomy places the organism in Eukaryota, Metazoa, Chordata, Actinopteri, Cypriniformes, Catostomidae. The transcript is spliced from 13 exons. The coding region runs from base 127 to 1494 and encodes 455 amino acids.